CGGAUGCUUAAAAAGAAAAAGAAAACUCGAUUCGACCCCGAAUCGCAGGCCGCAGCUCGACGUCGGCGGCAAAGCCCUCGCCCGAGACUCCCGGCUCCGGCCGCAUAGGCGACGACGGCAUGGGCGACGGCGAACCAGGAGGUGGAGGGCGUCCUCCCGGCGAGUGGCCCAGGCAGCAGCGCGCGUCCGCGCUGCCUGCAGCAGAGGCAGGUGGCGGCCGCAAGCGCUGGCGAGGUGGUGAUUCCGGCGCGACGACUUCGCUGGGCCUGGGCGGCCGAUCCGGCGAAGCAGAGAAUCCAGCAGGCCCCGGCUCGAGCUCGGUGGCGUCGGCGCUAGCAGGCGGAACACGGAUAGAUGGAUCGAUUUCUUCAUCACUAGAUAAAAGAAGAAGCUCACCCUGCCGGCCGGAUGAUAAUUCUCAAUGUGGCAACAAAAUAACAUAUUCAGGACCAGACCUUCCGGAGCUAACUCUCGAGCAGAAAAUUGCUCCAGGAGUUCUAGAUCCACCGUGGUCUUGA
Molecule: messenger RNA, 518 nt
Organism: Triticum aestivum (bread wheat)
Lineage: Eukaryota; Viridiplantae; Streptophyta; Magnoliopsida; Poales; Poaceae
Exons: 3
Coding region: 120-518 (132 amino acids)
Source: RefSeq, a predicted model, not a curated record